UUUGAUGGAAGCCUGGGGCUCCAGAUAAAGCUACUUGGCCCCAGAUGCUGGACAGAGCAUGCUUUUUCCUGUUUGCCUGGGAAAGGGAAGGCUGAACUGCUGAGUCUGACACUUAACAGGACUUCGGCAUUCCCCUGAAAACAGACUAGAUCAGAGAUUUUUUUUUUUUAAUUGAAAAGUAACUUGAGUUCUCUUUAGAAACCCUUAUUUGGUGCACACAUCUGGCUAUUUCACAGAGAUUUCAGUUUUGCAAAGAAAUUGGAGUUGAUUUCCUCCCUCAGACAAGCUAUUAGUUGUUGGUGGGCAACAGAAGUUGCUCAGCAUAGACAAGAGCAAAAAAGGUUCCUGCUGAGACUGAACGAAAACCUCAAAAGAGAACGCUGAGAAUUCAUCUCAGGAUGAAGAUGCAAGGGCAAAGGAGAAGCACUUGUGACACAAGCAAAUGGGGUCCAUUGAUGAACAGAUGCAAGAAGAUUCUUCUCCCAACUACUGCAGCUCCUACAGUGAUAAGAAUCUGGCUCCUUGGAGGCCUGCUGCCAUUCCUGCUGCUCCUCUCUGGCCUGCAGAGACCCACAGACGGUUCUGAGGUUGCGAUGAAAAUCGACUUUGACUUCGCACCAGGUUCCUUUGAUGAUCAGUACCAAGGCUGUAGCAAAGAGGUUAUGGAGAAACUAACUCAAGGGGAUUAUUUCACAAAAGACAUAGAAGCCCAGAAGAAUUACUUUGGGAUGUGGCAAAAAGCUCACUUAACCUGGCUUAACCAAGGAAAAGUUCUACCGCAGAACAUGACUACCACGCAUGCUGUGGCUAUUUUGUUUUAUACAUUGAACAGCAAUGUUCGUUCUAACUUUACUAGAGCCGUGGCCUAUGUUGCCAGGGCUCCACAGCAGUAUGAACGUUCAUUCCAAUUCAAAUAUUUACACUACUACCUCACCACAGCAGUCCAGCUGCUGAGGAAAGACAGUGUCAUGAAGAAUGGCACUCCUCUGUGCUAUGAGGUGCAUUAUAGGACGAAGGAUGUCCACUUCAGCGCCUACACGGGUGCCACCAUUCGAUUUGGCCAAUUCCUCUCCACAUCCCUCCUAAAAGAAGAGGCACAGGAGUUUGGGAACCAGACACUAUUUACCAUAUUCACCUGCCUGGGUGCACCUGUACAAUACUUCUCCCUCAAGAAGGAAGUCUUGAUCCCUCCCUAUGAGUUGUUCAAAGUUAUAAAUAUGAGCUCCCACCCAAGAGGAAACUGGUUGCAGUUGAGGUCAACUGGGAACCUGAGCACGUACAACUGUCAGCUGCUAAAAGCUUCCAGCAAGAAAUGCAUCCCUGAUCCUAUAGCUAUUGCAUCUCUCUCCUUUUUGGCCAGUGUCAUCAUCUUUUCCAAAAGCCGAGUAUAAAGGAAUCUUGUGACUCCUUUUAUUUAAAAAAAUUUUUAAAUAAAAUCUUUUUUAUUGG
This is a messenger RNA of Mandrillus leucophaeus (drill), 1449 nucleotides long. It is a transcript of the gene ART4, whose product is annotated as ADP-ribosyltransferase 4 (Dombrock blood group). Gene Ontology annotation, molecular function: NAD+ poly-ADP-ribosyltransferase activity; NAD+-protein-arginine ADP-ribosyltransferase activity. The coding region runs from base 399 to 1391 and encodes 330 amino acids. NCBI's taxonomy places the organism in Eukaryota, Metazoa, Chordata, Mammalia, Primates, Cercopithecidae. The transcript is spliced from 3 exons. The record is from RefSeq and is a predicted model, not a curated record.